CGUUGUACGUUUUUAGUUACGUCCGCGACGUCGAAAUCGGUUUGUUUCAUCACUGGCAUGGUCUGUAGUCCUAACUGGGACACGAAGCGGUUUCUUGUGUCUUGAAAGAUGCUAGAUUCACCCAAGAUUUGCAGAUAUCACAAAACUAGAAAUGGCAAGCUUCCUUCAGACUGACUGAGUACGGUAGCUACCUUUGCCUAGGUGAGCUGAGUGUAGUCGGCGCAUCACAAACAAUCUGAGGCAGCUACGGAGAGAAGAUGGCGGAGUACUCGCCUGUCCUGCCGAUGAGGGAUGGUGGAGCAAGGUUCGGUGUCGGACAGCCCAUCUUUCCCCGGUCCCGAUCCGGUUCAGAAUCCGACAGUGAACUGUCACAGAGCCUGGCCCGAACCAAAAUCCGGUCGUACGGGAGUACUGCUAGCGUCGCAGCUUCUCUCGGCGAGAAAUACGUGGAGCAUCGGGUGACGGACAGCGACACUUUGCAAGGGAUAGCCCUAAAAUACGGAGUAACGAUGGAGCAGAUCAAGAGGGCCAACAAACUAUUCAGCAACGACUGUAUCUUCCUGCGUAACAGCCUCCACAUUCCCGUCGUCUCAGAUAAGUGUUCUCCCUUCAAUGGCCUGUCUCUGGAGUCCCCUGACGGAGAGGCCCAGGCGCAGGACUUCACCCCGCUCUGUGGGGUGCAGGACAGAAACCGGGUCACAGAGGAAGACCCGUUACCACCUCCCACCUCGGCCCCUGGGGCAGGGGAUAAGGACAUUGACAAUAUUAAACGGCACCAGCCCGAGGAGCUGUCGGCUAAAGACUUCCUCCACAGACUGGACUUGCAGAUUAAACAGUCAAAGCAGACGGCAAGGAGGCUCAAAGAGGAGGAAGUGAGGGACAGUGAAGAGGAAUACACACUCCCUGUUUCAUCAUACCAGGAGAUUUAAAGGACUCACUGGUUUACCUGACGGACUGGGGAACGUCCAUCCAUCCUGUCAUCUCUUUUUUUUUAUCCCAUCUCUCGUUUCACUAAACCACGCCGCUGAAUCUCAUGUCUCAUUGAACUGAGGGAUUCGUCACUUGCCUUUUAAAUUUGUAAUUUAUUUUAAUAUUAUGACUAUAGUUUUUUUUUACUGUAGUAUUGACUGUAGGUACUACAACACUCAUCCGCUCACUACAAGUGUCCAUCAAAUCAGGCUGUUGUACCGAGCACCCCUGUGCAGUGUUAGACAGAAAGACAGACACAGGUGUUCAAGGUAUUCACUGCUCUAAGCCGACAGGCCAACUCUGAUGAUCCAAAUCCCUCCUAGAAUAGCAUCAGCCCAGUAGAUGGAUAGAUAUUGAGACGUCUUCAGUAUUUCAUCUUCCUCCUCAGUGUUUUAAAAGUUUGCUCUGUCUCAAGUAGCACCCUCUUUUUUGAUGUAUCGCUUCUUUUGACCAAAGCCUAUAGGUUUCUGGUGAAAUAUAGUGUACUACAUUGGGAAAAGGUCCCUUUUUGGACUUCUUGACUAAAUACUUGCAAGAAGCUGCGGAAGGGCAGAGUGGAAAAGCCUUUUACAUGUUUUGUUUACCUGUUAAGAAGCUUAUAUCUGAAACAGAAAGGGAAAGCUAUUUUUGAUGUGUGAAUGUAUUGUUUUUAAAGUGUGUGGAAUUAUUAAACCAUGCCUGAGUUUUAA
Molecule: messenger RNA, 1658 nt
Organism: Esox lucius (northern pike)
Lineage: Eukaryota; Metazoa; Chordata; Actinopteri; Esociformes; Esocidae
Gene: lysmd2
Product: LysM, putative peptidoglycan-binding, domain containing 2
Exons: 3
Coding region: 258-929 (223 amino acids)
Source: RefSeq, a predicted model, not a curated record